AUGAGCACCAUCACGGAGUAUCCUACACAGGAAUAUACGGCUCCUUACCGCACCAUUAAAAUAGCGGUGAUUGGCGGCAGCGGCGUGGGCAAAACCGCCCUCGUUGUAAGAUUCCUAACCAAGCGCUUUAUUGGGGACUACGAGAGAAAUGCCGGCAAUCUUUACUCUCGUGAGGUCCAGGUGGAUGGGGACCAAGUGACCAUUCAAGUCCAGGACACUCCAGGUGUUGAGUUAACUGAUAAUGCCACAAGUCUGCCAGAACACGUCACUUGCUCUGUGCAAUGGGCCGACGCAGUAGUCCUGGUGUACUCAGUGACCGACCGACACAGUUUUGAUCUGAUUAGUAAUCUUCAUCAACUGGUCAAGCGCACAGGCGGGGCUAACCCUCCACCGGUGAUUUUGCUCGCCAACAAAUCUGACCUGCUGCAUCUGAGGAAAGUGGAGGCUCAGCAAGGCCCCCAGCUGGCCACGACUCUGGGCUGCUCCUUCUAUGAGGUCUCAGCCAGCGAGGACUACAACCAGGUGUACGGCGCUUUCAACAGACUCUGCUGCACACUCGCCAAGCAGCCUGCCCCAGUCACCACCACCACAACCACAACCAGCGCGCCCGAAAAGAAGCGAUCGCCUCUCAUCCCGCGCCCCAAGUCUCCCAACAUGCAGGACCUGAAAAGGCGAUUCAAACAGGCGCUGUCGGCUAAAGUGAGAACCGCGACAUCGGUGUGA
Messenger RNA from Knipowitschia caucasica, 723 nucleotides. Lineage: Eukaryota; Metazoa; Chordata; Actinopteri; Gobiiformes; Gobiidae. The record is from the annotation of a GenBank genome assembly.